This is a messenger RNA of Oikopleura dioica, 426 nucleotides long. The record is from the annotation of a GenBank genome assembly. NCBI's taxonomy places the organism in Eukaryota, Metazoa, Chordata, Appendicularia, Copelata, Oikopleuridae.
AUGCCCGGAGCGCCGGAAAAAGCCACGCCAAAUAUAGUGCACCAAAAUGCCAUCUGGCGAGAAACAAUUCGAAAAGAAACAAGAUGCCAAAAACUUUACACUGAUUAUCACAUAAAUCCACAUAAAAAGAUUCACAAUAUUACAGGCAAGCCUAACUCGUUACACGAUACCGCUGAGGGUGAAGAAGAUCCUAAUUUUUUGCAUAUUAUGAGAGAAAUCCGCGUCGAGCCAAGAAAAAAGUACGAGUUUCCCGUCACUGAGAGCCAAGAAAUUGGCUGGGAGUCGCGGCCCCUUCUAGAUGGCAACACUAACAACUUUGCAUGGAAUGAUGAUCGACUUCGUUUCCCUGUGGCUAAUACUGACAUUUCAAAGUACAAAGACGCCGAGUGGAAGAUCAAGGAACAAAUGAAAAUCAAUCAAGGCUAG